CUUUCUCUCAUUCCAGUCAUUCUUUGCUUGCUCCUUUUACAUCACGGGAUCCCCAUCCCCUCCUUUUCUUCUUCUUCUUCUUCUUCUUCUUCUUCCUCCUCCUCACUACUCUCUGUACUUUCCCAUCUCUCUCUCUCUCUUUCUGGGUUCGUCUCUUUGCUCUUGUUUUACCUUAGGCCACUCACAUUCUCGGACUGGCAGCGAGUGAGCAUUCAACCAAGGACUAAAAGCUAGCUAGACCCGAAUCAUCAAGUCUCUUCUUGAGUUAAAUUUACAAUGCCCCAGACAGGCAAAUCCACCCAAGAACCGGGUUUCGACUCGCUCCCGACUCGCUUCCGUGACUCAGUCACUUGCAAUGACGACCAUAAUAAGAACAAGCCCGAUUUCAAAGAGCUCGAUCUGGGCGGCUCACCCGUCUCGCCCUUGAUGACCAGGACCUCAGUGAACGGCGUUAACAACAAUGGAGGUGGCGCCGCCACUACUUCCAGCUCCAGUUCGAGCUCUUCCGGUUCGGUUUCCAGCAAAACCCAGCUGGGGAGAAGAUCCGACGGCAGUAGACCCAACAACCACUCCGGCGAGCUAACUGUCUCCUCCGAAAUGAGCCCCAGAGCUUCCGAGAGCGCCCGAUCCGGUACCACGCCGCGUAAUUGGAAGCCGGAGCAUCGGAGAUCGGUCUCCGCCGGACCGCCGUUGAUCUACUCCGGCAAAACGUUCGCCGGCGGUAGUAACGUUAGUGCCGGGGGUAGCGUUGGUAAUGCUUGUGGAAAUGUAGCAACCAAUAAUUCAUCUUCAACCUCCACAACUGUGUUCCCCAGCGGCAACAUAUGCCCUUCCGGGAAAAUUACGAAGUCUGGAAUUGUGUGGAGAGCCAGCAGUAAGACUGAUGUUUUGGGUUCGGGGUGCGGCAACUACGGCCACGGUAGCAUAGUUCGAGGGGUUUCGAAAUCGGAUGCUACUGGUUCGAAUGUGGGUGGCAACUUACAGAUUGGUGGGGAGUCUGUGGCGGUUAAGAGGGCAAUGGGGAACUCUGAUCCAGAGGAGGUGAAGAAGGCUGGGAAUGAGAUGUAUAAGAAAGGCCAUUUUGCGGAGGCAUUGACAAUGUAUGAUCGCGCUGUGUCUUUAUCUCCGGACAAUGCUGCUUACCGGAGUAACAGAGCGGCGGCAUUGACCGCGCUGGGGCGGCUGGCCGAGGCUGUGAGGGAGUGUGAGGAGGCUGUCAGGUUGGACCCUGGUUAUGGGAGGGCGCAUCAACGGCUUGGUUCGCUUUAUCUUCGUUUUGGGCUAGCGGAAAAUGCCUCCCACCACCUCUCAUUUCCUGGACAAAGGCCAGAACAGUCUGAGUUGCAGAAGUUGAAGUCACUGGAGAAGCAUCUGAAACAAUGUUCAGAUGCCCGUAAGCUUGGUGAUUGGAAGAAUGUGCUAAGGGAAUCAGAUGCAGCCAUAGAAAUGGGACUGGAAUCCUCCCCUCAGCUUGUGGCGUCCAAGGCAGAAGCUCUAUUGAAGCUCCAUAAACUCGAAGAUGCAGAAUCCAUCCUAUCAAACAUACCUAAGUUUGAAAAUUACCCUUCUUCCUGCUUGCAAACCAAGUUAUUUGGCAUGCUCGUUGAAGCUUAUGUACUCUAUGUAAGGGCCCAGGUUGAAAUGGCAUUCGGAAGGUUUGAGAAUGCAGUAGCAGCUGUAGAGAAGGCUGGUGUAAUCGAUUACAGCAAUGUUGAAGUUACAAGGGUAUCAAAUAUUGUGAAAAUGGUUGCGAAAGCUCGUUCUCAAGGUAACGAUCUUUUUAGCUCUGGAAGGUUUGCUGAAGCCUGCGCUGCUUAUGGGGAGGGCCUCAAGUAUGAUAGUUCCAAUUCUGUUCUAUACUGCAAUAGAGCAGUUUGCUGGUCUAAGCUUGGACAAUGGGAACAGUCUGUUGAAGACUGCAACCAAGCCCUCAAGAUUCAGCCUCAUUACACCAAAGCCCUUCUAAGAAGGGCUGUGUCGAAUGCAAAGUUAGAACGAUGGGCAGAGGCAGUGAGAGAUUAUGAGGUCUUGAGGAGGGAACUCCCCGGAGACAAUGAGGUUGUUGAAUCUCUUCACCAGGCUCGAGUGGCAUUGAAGAAGUUCCGUGGAGAGGAACUUCAUCAUGUAAAGUCUGGCGGUGAAGUGGAAGAAGUUUCUAAUUUAAAUAAGUUCAAAGCUGCAAUAUCAUCACCUGGUGUUUCUGUCAUUCAUUUCAAAGUUGAAUCCAAUGAGCAAUGUGAAGAACUAUCCCCAUUCAUAAAUAUGCUUUGCGUUAGAUAUCCAUCUGUUAAAUUUUUUAAGGUGGAUGUGGAGGAGAGCUUAGCCAUAGCAAAAGCUGAGAGCAUAAGAUCUGUUCCAACAUUUAAAAUUUACAAGAAUGGUGAAAAGGUCAAGGAGAUGGUCCGCCCAAGCCACCAGUUCUUAGAGGACUCCGUGAGAACCAGUUUCUAGCAGACACCCAUUUUUGGUCUGUCCUCAUAUUUUUUUGGUAACUCUCCUAGUAUUUACCAUCAUUUAUUUCAUACUGGGAUUACCAUAUUUCACCUGUGACAUAAUCAGCUACUCAAUUGUUUCAUACAGUUUUAAGGCAGAAAAAUCCUGCAGAGAGAAAUAUUCAAAUAGCUUGUUAGUCCACAUUUGUGGAAUUUUAUAUAUGAUCAUUAUUCAUUUAAUUUCAUAUCUAGUUUAAUCA
Messenger RNA from Rosa chinensis, 2692 nucleotides. Its product is annotated as inactive TPR repeat-containing thioredoxin TTL3. Gene Ontology annotation, cellular component: cytoplasm. The record is from RefSeq and is a predicted model, not a curated record. The transcript has 7 exons. The coding region runs from base 277 to 2451 and encodes 724 amino acids. Lineage: Eukaryota; Viridiplantae; Streptophyta; Magnoliopsida; Rosales; Rosaceae. Gene Ontology annotation, molecular function: protein binding.